Xiphophorus maculatus (southern platyfish) is the source of this 2172-nucleotide messenger RNA. RefSeq names its product F-box and leucine rich repeat protein 22 (gene fbxl22). The record is from RefSeq and is a predicted model, not a curated record. The transcript has 2 exons. Gene Ontology annotation, biological process: SCF-dependent proteasomal ubiquitin-dependent protein catabolic process. Gene Ontology annotation, cellular component: SCF ubiquitin ligase complex. The coding region runs from base 228 to 914 and encodes 228 amino acids. Lineage: Eukaryota; Metazoa; Chordata; Actinopteri; Cyprinodontiformes; Poeciliidae.
GAGCGCACGGCUCAAACACUUCCAUCUUUGAACGUAUCGCAGUUGUCUUCCCAAAAUAGCCUUCUCCUCACCGCCUUAUAUGUGCAGGCCCUUCAGCGUGCGCCUGAGGGGGCAUCAUGUAUCUAGGCCACACAAUACUGGCUGUGAGUUCAUUGUUGCUGCCUACCAGCAGGUCUGUCUCUGCCCCAGAGACGAGGCCUCUCUACAUGUAGCGGGACUUUUUAACCAUGCAUCUUACUCAACUCAACCGCGAGUGUCUCCUCCACCUUUUCUCCUUCCUGGACAAGGACAGCCGGAGAAGUUUGUCACUCACCUGUUGUCAGCUGCGUGAAGUCUACCUUGACCCCUGCCUAUGGAACCUGCUCCACUUCAGUUCCCCUUGUCAGCUUAGAUGGGACAACUAUGUGCUGGGAUCAUCAUUGCGUUACUUAACUAUAUGCUGGUACUCCAGCAGAGUCCAGCUGGUGUGCAACAUUGAGGACUGGUUGAAGAGCUCGUUCCAGAAGGACAUCUGCAGCAAACAUGACAGCCUGGUCAGCACUUUCCUGGCCCAUGUGUGCCACAUGUGUCCUAACCUUCUCACCCUGACGUUGUCCGGCUGCGCACACAUCACCGACCAGGACGUGGUCUCUGUACUGCAGAGGUGCAAGAAACUGCGCAGCCUACGACUAGAAAACUGCGUGCGCAUCACAGACCGAAGCCUGCAAGGUGUAGCAGAGCACGGGGACAACCUGGAGGAAGUAAGAGUGGAUUUCUGCAGGAACAUCACUAAGGCGGGGCUGCAGAGCUGUAAGGAGAUGAGACCGGUCAUCCAGCUGACCGCGGAGAGGAGCGCUGAUAUGAUUCCUGAUAACAAACCUGAAGAGAAGGAGCCACUUAGCAAAGCACUGCAGAAAUUCCUCCUGUACUCCUGAAGAAAACUCCUAAUGGAUAAAACACUUCUGACACUUUUAAAUGAGGACUUGACAGUGAUGAUUAUGCUCCUUUUGAUAAAUUAUUAUUUUGAGAUUAAAUUUUAAUAACAUUUUGUACAUUUUAUAUUCCCCCUUUAAUAGAUUUUGUUUCCUAUUAAGACCAAUGCAGUUUCUUCAAAGUCUUAUCUCGAUGUGGCCUUAACUCUGAUUCUUAACUCACACUUUAAUACUGUAAUUAUUUCACUUUGAUGAUUGAGCAACCGGUUUGUAGUUUGCUUUUGUAAAUUAUACCAUCUCUACAUGUGUAUGAAGACAAUAAGGACCUGGAUGGCUGCUAAGACAAAAAUCAUAAAAGAGAAGAUUUAUUUUGUUCCUACACAAAUGGUUAAAAAAACUCUCAAUGCCUUUUUGUUUCAGUAGCACAGAGAUUGUAUUAUCUUUGUUUUUUUAUGUACAAAAAAUGUUAAAUUAAAGUUUGCCAUUUUAUGAGGAAGUAUGAGUCAGACAAUUUCUUGGCAAUAUAUUUCUUGGUACUAGUGAUUUCCUGGAGGAUUCCUGGAACAUUUGUCUUCCAAUCUAAGAUAUGUUCAAAGGUAAAUUUAUUAUCUGAUGACAGUUUAUUAUCAACACAGCAAAUCCAAAACUGCCCAAGUAUUCAUAAUUCUUGAAAGCCUUUAAUAGACAAGGUUUCUACACAAAUUCUCUCUAUAAAGAUGCAUACAUGCAGGGUGUGACUUCUCCGAUAUGACCUUUAUAUAUGUGUUGGGAAAAUAUGCUUACUGGAAACAUUGACUCAUAGAAUUGCAUAAAUACUUACCAUCCAGUUUAUUAUGUCAUGCUAGCUAGAACAAUGUUAAACCUUAUUUUGUCUUAAGAACUGUCUUAAUUCGUCCUGACAUGCAGCAGAUAAACAAGUAUCAAAUACAUUAUUAAUUUUUUUCAGCUUAAAUAAUUUUAACAAGACCGUUUUCACACAAAUGUCAACAACCCAGGUAAUUCUCAAAUACAAAGAAAUCAAAGUAAGUCAGUGUAUGAAUGGGCUGACUUACUUUUUAUUACCUGCAGGCAAUAAAAAUAUGACAUUUAAAACUAGAAUAUUAAAUCAGCCCAUAAAAACAUUUAAUAUAGAAAUGCUGGCUUAUUGAAAACUAAGUUUAGCACCAGCGUAAAGUUUAUUGACAAAAAGUACUUUUAAUCUGACAAACUGUCCUCAUCUGAAUGGACAUUCUAAUCUAUUGAAUAUUACUGUAUUUACAGU